UAGAAUAACAGUGGUCCAAAUCCACUAUUUUUAAAAAUAGCCGCUCUUUAUUUAAAACGAUAAGGAUAAUGUCUAUCUUUCCGUAUAAAAAUGGUCUAUCUCCCUAAUGUGAUUUUUUACCAAAAGAUGGCGAUACUUGAUCAUAAAAAGGGUGUCAAAACAGAAAAUAGUUCGUAUAAAGAUGGAACAAGUCCAAGUAUGCGUCAAUGUCAGUAUAACAAUGGUACAUGUCAGGAGUUAGACCACUUUCAUUCUGAAACUUGUUGUUUGUAUGUUUACAUAAAAGUUGUUUCAGCGCGAAAUAAUAAUUUUUUCGUGAUGGAUAGUGAAAAUGCUGACGAAUUUUCUGAUUUUAGUGACUCUGGGUCCGAAUAUUGUCCAAGUUCGAACAAUAAUUCAUCUAGUUCCGAAGAAAAUGAUCCAGCUACUGCCUCCAGUGAUGAUCCACUCUUACAAUUUCAUAUAAGACCAGAUGAACAGAUUGCCGAAAAUCCACAAUUAUUACAACCCACAAUAUCAAGAAAAAGGAAACGCACAAGAAUAGAAAAGUCAUGGAAAAUAAACCAAAGGAAGUUAAGCAGAAAUUCAGGAAAGAGUUAUGUUUCAAAGAGGGGAGUAAUGGUACCUGAGAAACAAUUUACUCAUCUAGAUUGCGGCUGUGCAAAGAAAUGCUUCACUUUAUUUACGGAAGUUGAACGACAACUAAUUUUUGACUCGUUCUGGAGCCUUGGAGAUUAUGUGGCACAAAAUUCAUAUAUACAUGGUCUUGUGCAAGCUAAAAAAGUUGUUCGAAAACGCCCAAAAGAUGGUUCUGGUCAUGAAAAACAGACUUCUUUCUCAUAUUUUUUGAGGAAUGACGGAAAUACUCAGGUUGUGUGUAAGAAAUUUUUUCUGUCUACUUUUCAAAUAAGUAAUGGACGACUAUACAGAUGCAUUGCUAAGAAGACGAUGUCGGAGUGCAAAGAACGGCGUGGCACGACAAGUUCCAGACGAUUAGAUGAUACUGAUAUUGUUGCCCAUAUAAAAGAGUGUUCCAGAGAAAACAAAGAGCCAACAAAUUUAAAAUAUUACUAUCAUGUUUUCAACACGAAGUUUAAUUUACACUUCAAGCCACCACAUCAAGAUACCUGCAAGAAGUGUGAUGAAUUUGAAUUAAAAAUAAAGGCUGCAGAUGAAGAAAAUAUAAAAAAAGAAUUAGAGUUGCAAAGAGAACUGCAUCAAAGAAAGGCACAAUCGGCUAGAAAUAGUCUAAAGACUGAUUUUGAAAAUAUUCAUGCACCUGCCAAAAUCGUAAUAUUAAAACAAGCCUUUCUCUUCCAAAGCUUGUUGCAAGAUCCAGAUGUCUCUAUUGAUACAAUAGAUCUCAAAUUCUUAGUGUCAGGCUACUCCUACCUCCCUAAUGAUGGCGAAUUUGGUAUAAAAGAAAGUGCAAGCCGUAAACAUGUACAAAUUCACAGCCCCGAUCAGUGGAUCGAAAUUAUUAAAGGAUCCAAAAAAAAGUUGCCACAUUUCAAAGUUGUUGAAAUGCACCAUGAGGAAUUUUUAAGCACAAAAAACUUGGAAGCUGCCAUUACAAAUAGGAAGGAAACGACCUGCGGCUACAAUUUUAACUGGCUUACAAUUUGA
Messenger RNA from Ceutorhynchus assimilis (cabbage seed weevil), 1626 nucleotides. Lineage: Eukaryota; Metazoa; Arthropoda; Insecta; Coleoptera; Curculionidae. The record is from the annotation of a GenBank genome assembly.